CGCAACCAUAACGCGGUGGUGCGGAGACUAGCCCCGCGGGGCUGGUGUGAGGGAGCUCGGCCUCCGCUGACCGGGACAGCUGGGCGCUGCUUCGCACGGAGCUCCGGCGGCCUGUGUGUUGACGUCUCUGGAGGAAAGACAACAUGCCUGCAAGUCUAGAAGAUACAAGAAAAAGCUUCAUCCUCAGAACAGCAGGAAAUUAUUUUGGCAUUUCACCAUCAGAUUCUUUCAUUUCAUCACUGGGAGACAGAAAAGAAUUGAACAAUUUUCUGGAUGAUGGCAAUGUGUUUGUUAUCUCAUUACGGAAAUCGGGUGACCAGCUGGUUGUGUGUAAUAAGGUUGAGCCAGGAGACAUCAAGGACAAAAUUUUGGUGUUCUUUAAGAUGCGCCCAGAUGUUAUUACUGAGGAAAAUUUGCAUACAAAUAUACUUGUGUCAUCAAUGCUGGAUUCACCCAUAAGUGCUUUUUAUCAAGCAAUACGUCAAAUAUUUGCACCAGUGCUGUUGAAGGAUGAGAAAUGGAGUAAGAGUUUUGACCCAAAACUUCAAAAUUUGUUGACUCAGCUUGAAGCAGGUUUGGGGUCUAUUGUAAGGCAUUCAGAUCAGAGUCAUAGUGGAACAAAAUUUGGAGGAGAAGAGGACACUUCAGGAAUUCUAGAACCUAGUGAUGAAUUUCAGUUCUGGACAGAAGUUGCAGCAACCUGUGGUAAAACAGACAAAAGGGAAAGGGCCCAGCAUUUUGAAGAAUUAUUUAAAACAAUUACACAGCAGUACAACAAUUUGGGUGCUCUUUCUUUGGCUGAUGUGGUGGAUUUGGUUGAGACUACUCAUGAUACCGUGGAUGAUAUAUGGAGGCAAACUGAGCAUGAUUUUUAUCCAGAGGCACGCAUGCGCCAUCUACUAGAUAUCAUAGGAAAUGCCUUGGGUAGAUUUGUACAGAAAACUCUAAUACAGUUAAACUUAUGGGGAGAUGCUUUCCACAUUGUGAAAGAAAGCCUCCGAUCUGGCAUCAUCAUCUGUGGACAGUGGGUGUCAGCUUGUGAUCACCUGACUGGACAGCUUUGGCGACGAUAUACUCCUCAUCAAUGGAAAAGUGAGAAGUAUUAUCCAGAAUUGUUGAGUAAACUUGCCAAAAGACUUGAAGAGAUACAAACUAGUAGAACUGUCCACGAGAAGCUUAUGCGGCUCUUACCAGCUGGAGAACAGCAAUUGCUUCACAAUGCCCAAGUAUUUGAGCCCUUUGUUGGACUGAAUCCAGUUCAAUAUAAUCCUUACACUGAGCCACUUUGGAAGGCUGCUGUAGCCCAGUUUGAACGCUUAAUCGCUCCAUCAGAACAGAAAGUUGCAAGCAAACUGAAAGUCUGUAUUGUGGAAGUUAAAGAUAAUCCCCAACAGCUUCUGCAGGCAUUUCAAAAAUACCAAGAACUAGUCAAAAGGCCAAGCAUCAGCAAGGAGCUACUUUCAGAGCGUGAAAUGUUGUUGGCAAAACUUGUGGAGUACAUCAAAGGCAUCCACACUGAUUUUGAGAGUCGGCGAUAUGGUGUUCCUGGCGAACCUUCUGGCCCCCUUUCAGGCAAGAAUCUCCCUGAGGUUGUCAAUAAUAUUGUUUGGGUUAGACAGCUAGAACUAAAGGCUGCAGAUACUGUAAAGGUUGCUGAGACUUUGUUGCAUGACUUGUCAGGAUUUCAGUCAUUUUGGCGAACUUGUAAUGAGCUUUUGGACCAGUUGAGGACCUAUGAACAAGAACAGUUUGGUGACUGGUCAAGGGAAAUACAAUCAUCUGUAUCAGAUCCCACAUCUGGUAUCAGUUUACAGGCUAAUGGUCGAGUUAUAGAAUUGGAUCACUUUGAUGGAAAGUUGAAAAUACAUUACUCAGAUCGCCUCGUUUCUUUGUUGAGGGAAGUGCGCCAGCUUUCUGCUUUGGGGUUUGUCAUUCCUGCAAAAAUUCAACAAACAGCAAAUACUGCUCAGAAGUUUUACAGACAAGCAGUUAUUCUCAAACAAGUUGCUCACUUUUACAAUACUAUUGAUCAGCAGAUGAUUCCUAGUCAGAGACCUAUGAUGCUGAAUUCUGCUUUAUCCUUUGAACACAUAAUAAAGAACCCGAAAGCAGGAACCAAGGAAUCUGGCGGAAAAGUACAGAUCACUUGGGAUAAUCCCAGGGAGCUGGAGGCCUAUAUUCAGAAACUUCACACUGCAACAGAGCGUCUUACAACAGAGAAUAGAAAGUUGAGAAAGUGUCAUACUGAUUUUUGUGAUAAGGUUGUAGCUCUUAUGAACAUUGACCUACUUCGCCAGCAACAACGAUGGAAAGAUGGACUGCAGGAACUCAGAUUUGUUUUCUCCACCCUUGAAUCACAGGGCUUUCGCUCCAUUGAUAUGAAAGCAUGGCGCCAACAUUGGAACCACCAACUAUAUAAAGCAUUGGAACAUCAAUACCAAAUGGGCUUGGAGGCCUUGAAUGAAAACCUUCCUGAAAUCAUUGUUGAUCUGACUUUCAAACAAGGAAGGCUACAAUUUAAACCACCAUUUGAAGAAAUACGAGCAAAAUACUACAGAGAAAUGAAGAGGUUUAUUUCUAUUCCAAAUCAUUUCAAGGGUGCAAGUGAGCCUGGUGAAGAGUCAAUCUUUGCUACCAUGAUAGAGAGAAAUGCAAAAGGUUUCAUCACUGUUUUUAGUAAAGCAGAAGAUCUGUUCAAACGUCUGGCAGCAGCAUUGGAUAAGUUUCAGGAAUGGGUUGUGCUUGGACAAGUGAACGUUGAAGCAUUAGUUGAAGAAAAUCUCCAUACUGUACAUGACUGGGAGAAGAAUUUCAAGGCUCUCAAAGGAAGAGGAAAGGAUUCUGAGAGGCUUCCAAGUGUCAUGAAAGUGGAUUGUAUUACAAUUAACUGUAACCCAGUGAAGGCUGUGAUUGAUGACCUUAUUCAGAUGCUGUUUGAUGCUUUGCUUCAGUCAUUAAGAAAGUCCAUACAAGCGAAUAUCCAUGAGAUAGACAGUUUUGUAAGUGAUGCAAUGGAAUUAUUAUCAAAAAGACCUGAGACAGUGGAAGAAAUUGGAGAUGCAAAUUCAAAACAUAUGGAGAUUACUUCAAAAAAACCUCAGGUUUUACCUCUGUUUCAAGAUGCUGAAGAUAAAAAUAAGCUGCUGCGCUCUGUCGCAGGUGGUGGUCUUGAGACUCUUAGUAGCCUAAGAGCUAAGUGGGACAAGUUUCAAUUAAUGAUGGAGAGCCAUCAGCUUAUGGUGAAUGAACAGAUUGAAAUUAUGAAAGCAAAUGUUGAAUCUCACGUAAGGAUGUAUGUUCAAAAGCUGGAGAAGUUUGAGGCUCGCUGGAAUCAAUUAAAGCCAAGUGAUGACGUUGUUGACAGUGGAAGCAGGGAAAUACUCAAUCAAUGUGUUGAAUGUAUAAAAGAGAAGAGAAUUGAAUUUGAUGAGCUGGAGACGACCAGAAAGAAAUUGAUUGAAGACUGCCGCCACUUUAAAGUAGAAGAACCUGAAUUCGAGUUGGCAGAGCGUCUUCGUGAGGAUCUUGAACAAUAUGCAAAUAUGUGGUCAUUAUAUGAGGAGUUUACCAAUGGAUUACAAAGUAUGGUAAAUGAGGACUGGAUCUCCUUUAGGAGUAAAUCUUACAUUUUUGAGGAAUUUUUAUUGAUGUGGCAUGACAAGCUGAGAAAGAGAAAUGAACAAACAACAGUGACUGUCAAACUGCAGAAAGAUGUUGAUAAAUAUAAGACUGUUUUACCUGUUCUGAAGUAUGUCCGUGGAGAACAUCUUUCCCAGGAUCACUGGCUGGAUCUGUUUCACCUGAUAGGCAUGCCCAGAGGCACCACGUUAGAAAAGUUGCAAUUUGGGGACCUACUGAAAGUGGCAGAUGUCUUGGUGGCAAAAUCUUCAGAACUAAAGGAACUUAACAGUCGAGCCCAAGGGGAAGUCUCCAUUAGGGAAGCAUUGCGGGAGCUUGAUUUGUGGGGGGCUUCUUCAGUCUUUUUGAUGACAGAUUACCGGGACAGCCAGAAAACAACUAUCAAACUGAUUAAAGAUUGGAAAGACAUUGUCAACCAGGUUGGCGAUAACCAGUGCUUACUGCAGUCUCUUAAGGACUCUCCCUACUAUAAAGGAUUUGAGGACAAGGUGUCUAUUUGGGAAACCAGAUUAGCAGAUCUUGAUGAAUAUCUGCACAAUUUAAAUCAAAUUCAAAGAAAAUGGGUCUAUUUAGAGCCAAUUUUUGGCCGUGGAGCUCUUCCUAGAGAACAAGGACGUUUUAAGAGAGUUGAUGAUGAUUUCAGAUCAAUCAUGGCAGAUGUUCAGAGGGACAACAGAGUAACUUCACUCUGUGUGCGAGCUGGCAUAAGACAUUCUCUCAUUACCAUAUUAGAUCAAAUGCAAAGAUGUCAGAAGUCACUCAAUGAAUUUUUGGAGGAAAAACGUUCAGCAUUCCCAAGGUUUUAUUUCAUUGGUGAUGAUGAUUUACUGGAAAUCCUGGGACAGUCAACCAAUCCUUCCAUCAUUCAAACUCAUCUCCGAAAACUUUUUGCUGGUAUUAACAGUGUGGAUUUUGAUGAAGAUUUCCAACACAUUGUUGCAAUGAGGUCCUUGGAUGGUGAAGUUGUGCCUUUAAAAAGCAAGAUUCGCAUUUCAGAUGAUGUUGAGGUUUGGCUGAAUAAUUUGGCUGGUGUAAUGAAAGAGACUCUGAAGCAACUGUUGGUUGAGUGCAUUGAUGCUUGGAAACAAUCGCAAGGCGCUAUUGACCCAUCACGCUUCCCCUCACAGAUUCUUUGCUUGACUGAGCAGAUUCAGUUCACUGAAGAAGUUGAAAAUGCCAUAAAAAAGCAUAGGUUGCAGCAAUUAAAUGUAGAACUGGUGGCAAAACUGGAAAACUACACAAGUAUAGACUCUUACAGCGAGGAGGCAGGAAGUGCAGAGAUGACCGUUUUGGAGUUGAAGCUCAAAGCCCUCAUUCUUGACAUCAUUCACAACAUAGAAAUAGUCAAGCAGUUGAGUCAAGCACAGAUUUGCAGUACUUCAGAUUGGGCUUGGAAGAAACAACUUCGGUUUUAUAUGAAACCAGAUAAUAACUGUUACAUUCAGAUGGUGGAUGCAGAGUUCCAAUAUACUUAUGAAUACCAGGGUAAUGCUCCAAAGCUGGUUCAUACUCCUCUCACAGACAAAUGCUAUCUGACUCUCACUCAAGCCAUGAAGAUGGGGCUUGGAGGAAAUCCAUAUGGACCAGCUGGUACUGGCAAGACGGAAUCUGUGAAAGCUCUAGGUGGCUUGUUUGGUAGACAGGUUCUUGUUUUUAACUGUGAUGAGGGCAUUGACGUGAAAUCGAUGGGUCGAAUUUUUAUUGGUUUGGUGAAAUGUGGUGCAUGGGGCUGCUUUGAUGAGUUCAAUCGUCUGGAAGAAGCUGUACUGUCUGCUGUUUCAAUGCAAAUUCAGGCUAUUCAGGAUGCCCUGAAAAAUCACAGGCGGUUCUGUGAGUUGCUGGGGAAGCAGGUUGAUCUUGAUUCGAAUUCUGGAAUAUUCAUCACCAUGAAUCCUGCUGGAAAAGGUUAUGGAGGACGACAAAAACUCCCUGAUAAUCUGAAGCAACUUUUUCGGCCUGUUGCUAUGUCACGGCCUGAUAAUGAACUUAUUGCAGAAGUGAUUCUUUAUUCAGAAGGAUUUAAAGAUGGUAACAUGUUGGGAAGAAAACUAGUGGCCCUCUUUAAUUUAUGCAAAGAGCUCCUUACGCCACAGCAACACUAUGACUGGGGUCUGAGAGCACUGAAGACUGUCCUCAAGGGUUGCGGAAGUUUGCUUCAGCAGCUAAAAAAAAGCGAAAGAGAAAUUGAUGAGAGUCAUAUUGUGGUGCAGGCUCUCCGUCUUAAUACCAUGUCAAAAUUGACAUUUGCUGAUUGUACACGGUUUGAUGCUUUAGUGAGAGAUAUUUUCCCUGGUGUUAAUUUUAAAGAUGUUGAAUAUGUUGAGCUGACUGCAGCUCUACAUGAGGCAUUUGAGGAAGCAUACCUUGAAAUUAUACCCAACCAGAUAAAAAAAGCUUUGGAACUUUUUGAACAGCUACGUCAGAGAAUGGGAGUAGUUAUUGUGGGUCCAAGUGGUGCAGGAAAAUCAAUUCUAUGGCGAAUGCUGCGGGCAGCUCUUGGCAAAAUAAACAAGAUAGUGAAGCAGUACACAAUGAAUCCCAAAGCCAUGCCACGCCAACAGCUCUUGGGUCACAUUGACAUGGAUACCCGAGAAUGGUCUGAUGGUGUGCUAACGAAUAGUGCCCGGCAGGUUGUUCGAGAACCACAGGAGGUUCACUCUUGGAUUAUCUGCGAUGGGGACAUUGAUCCUGAAUGGAUUGAGUCCUUAAACUCAGUCCUGGAUGAUAAUCGACUGCUCACCAUGCCAAGUGGAGAACGAAUUCAGUUUGGGCCAAAUGUUAAUUUUUUGUUUGAAACUCAUGAUCUCAGCUGUGCUUCUCCUGCUACAAUAUCCAGAAUGGGCAUGAUUUUCUUGAGUGAUGAAGAUACAGAUGUAAAUUCUUUGGUGAAGUCUUGGCUGCGAAACCAGGCAGAUGAAUGCCGGAGUAAUCUUGAAAACUGGAUAGGAGACUACUUUGAGAAGAGUUUGAACUGGGUUUUGAAACAAAAUGACUUUGUGGUAGAAACAAGUCUUGUUGGAACAGUUUUGAAUGGUCUUUCUCAUCUUCAUGGAUGUAUGGAUCGUGGACAGUUCAUAAUUAGUUUAAUUAGAGGUCUUGGUGGUAAUCUUAACAUGAAAUCUCGACAAGAAUUUUCUAAAGAGGUUUUAAACUGGGCAAGAGAAUCACCACCUGAUCCACGUCAAUCUCUAGACGCAUAUUAUGACCAUCAGAGUGGGCGUCUUAUGGCAUACCAAAUGGAGAAACCAGAAAAUCUGAAAGCUGAUGAUUUCAGUAACCCUCAAAAACUUCCUGUCAUCCGAACUCCUGACAUGCAACGAGGUCUAGAUUAUUUUAAGCCUUGGUUAAAUUCUAACAACAAUCAGCCAUUUAUACUAGUAGGACCAGAAGGAUGUGGAAAAGGGAUGCUUCUUCGUUAUGCGUUCUCUCAGCUCAGAUCCACUCAGAUUGCAACAGUUCACUGUAGUGCACAGACCUCACCUCGACAUAUUCUGCAAAAAUUGAGCCAGACGUGCAUGGUUAUAAGUUCCAACACUGGUCAUGUGUACAGGCCCAGGGAUUGUGAGCAUUUGGUAUUAUACUUGAAAGAUGUUAACCUCCCCAAACCAGACAAAUGGGGAACCAGCAGUGUUAUUGCUUUUCUACAACAGGUAUUGACUUAUCGUGGAUUUUAUGAUGAGAAUCUUGAAUGGGUUGGAUUAGAACAUAUUCAAAUUGUGGCUUCGAUGUCAGUUGGUGGAGCUAUGGGACGACAUGCCCUAACAACAAGAUUUACAUCUAUUGUCAGGAUCUGUACAAUAAACUAUCCUGAUAGAGAGCAACUGCAGGCAAUAUACAGUGCAUAUUUACAGCCUGUGCUACAUAAGAAUCUGAAAAACCAUCAUAUAUGGGGGAGUCUGACCCGAAUACAUCAGCUGGCCAGUUCACUGGUACAAGUUUAUGAACAGGUUCGAAUGAAGUUCACAGUGGAUGACAAUGGUCAUUACCUCUUUACUCCUUGCAUUCUUACUCAAUGGGUACUGGGGUUGUUUCGCUAUGACCUUGAGGGAGAUGAAUCACAAAAAUCAGUGGACCAUGUUCUUGAAGUCGUUGCCUAUGAGGCACAUCGUUUGUUCCGUGACCGCAUAGUAGGAUCCAAAAAUCUAAUUAUUUUUGACAACAUUUUAAUAUCAGUUAUUCGAGGAGAUUGGGGAUCGGAUUUACUGGACAACAUGAUGGAUUCAUUUUAUGUAACCUGGGGGGCUCGGCAUGAAGCUGGCUCUAUGACUGCCCCAGACCAGCCGUUACCUCCUUAUGGAAAGAUGCUGGGAAAGUUAAGUUCUUCUGACUUGAAAGAUGUUAUCCAAAAGGGUAUUGUUCAGUAUGGAAGAGACAGUAGGGAGAUGGAUAUUUUGCUUUUCCAUGAAGUUUUGGAUUACAUGGCAAGAAUAGACCGAGUGCUGAGCUGUCCUGGAGGCUCGCUGCUGCUAGCAGGACAAAGUGGUGUAGGUCGUAGGACGGCCACCUGUGUAGUCAGUCACAUGCAUGGAGCAAUAUUGUUCACACCAAAGAUUUCCAGAGGAUAUGAGAUCAAACAGUUCAAAAAUGAUUUAAAAUAUGUGAUGCAGCUUGCAGGUCUUGACGGACAUCAGGUAGUGUUGCUCCUGGAGGACUACCAGUUUGUGCAUGCUCAGUUCCUUGAGAUGGUGAACAGCCUACUAUCAUCAGGUGAAGUGCCAGGCCUGUAUACACCAGAAGAACUGGAACCAAUCCUGUCACCUUUAAAAGACCAGGCCUCACAAGAUGGAUUCCUUGGACCCAUCUUUAAUUACUUCACAUGUAGAAUUCAGCAAAACUUGCAUGUUGUCCUUAUUAUGGACUGCACUAACUCCAAUUUUACAAUUAAUUGUGAAAGUAACCCAGCUUUUUACAAGAAGUGUGCAGUACAAUGGAUGGAGGAAUGGACUAAUAAUAGCAUGAAGAAAAUUCCUGAUAUGUUGUUUUCAUUGAGCCACGGACAAGAGGCGAAAGGAAAAUCACGUAGAAAUUCAACUUCUGGUGGUGGUGAUCUAACAAAAUCUUUCCUGAUGAUUCAUGAGUCUUGCAGAGCAUAUGGAGCUACUCCACACAGAUAUAUGAUUUUCUUGAAUAUGUACAGCUCCAUAUAUAAUACCAAGAAAGCUGACCUAAUGAAACGGCAGAGUCAUUUACAGGCUGGAGUUUCUAAGCUAAAUGAAGCCAAAGCACUUGUUGAUGAACUGAAAGGAAAGGCAGCAACACAGAGCAUUUUACUUAAAACCAAGCAAGCCGAAGCUGACGCUGCUCUGCAAGAGAUUACAGUAUCAAUGCAGAAUGCAAGUGAACAGAAAACUGAAAUGGAACAGAUAAAGCAGAAGAUAGCUGAGGAGAUGGUGAAAAUUGAAAAACGUAAAAGUGUAAUUGACAAUGAACUUAAGCAGGUCCAGCCUCACGUAGAUGAAGCCAAACGAGCAGUAGGAAAUAUAAAGCCAGAAUCACUUUCUGAAAUACGGUCACUGCGAAUGCCACCUGAUGUAAUCAGGGAUAUUUUGGAAGGCGUAUUACGGCUAAUGGGUAUUUUCGAUACGUCAUGGGUCAGCAUGAAAAGUUUUUUGGCAAAACGAGGAGUGAGAGAAGAGAUUGCAACCUUUGAUGCCUGGAAUAUCAGCAGAGAAAUCAGAGAGAGUGUAGAAGGGCUUUUGCAGAAGAACAGUGCUUCUUUUGACCCAAAGAAUGCAAAGCGUGCCAGUGCUGCAGCUGCUCCAUUGGCUGCAUGGGUUCGAGCUAACGUGAAAUAUUCAUAUGUUCUGGAGAAGAUUCAACCACUGGAAAAAGAACAAGCUGCGUUGAUUGAAAACCUAAAUAAAACUGAAGAAAGAAAACAGAAUCUGGAAAUCAAGCUCCACAGUGUGGGACGAAAAGUGGCUGAACUCAAAGAAAAAUUCCAGAUCAGAACAACUGAAGCAGCUAAGUUGGAAGCAGAAGUAACUAAAGCUCAGGAGACCAUAGAGGCAGCUGAAAAACUGAUUGGUCAGCUUGAUGGGGAACACAGAAGAUGGAUUACACAAGUUGCAGAGAUCACAGAAGAGUUAAAUACUUUGCCAAAGAGGGCACAACUGGCUGCUGCUUUUAUCACCUACCUGUCUGCAGCUCCAGAAGAUCAGAGAAAAGCCAGUUUGGAGGAAUGGAUGAAAUCAUCAGGCCUUCAAAAAUUCGAUCUACGUCGAUUCCUUUGCACUGAAAGUGAGCAAUUGAUUUGGAAGAGUGAAGGAUUACCUUCUGAUGACCUGUCCAUAGAGAAUGCUCUUGUAAUUUUGCAGAGUAAAAUAUGUCCAUUCUUAAUAGAUCCCUCUUCACGUGCAACUGAGUGGUUAAAGCAUCACUUGAAGGAGGCACGUCUGGAAGUUAUAAACCAACAGGAUUCAAACUUCAUUACAGCGGUAGAACUGGCAGUACGUUUUGGGAAGACACUAAUUAUACAAGAGAUGGACGGUGUUGAGGCAGUACUAUACCCACUUCUGAGAAGGGACCUUAUUGCUCAGGGACCUCGCUAUAUUGUACAAAUUGGAGAUAAACUAAUUGACUACAAUGAAGAUUUUCGCCUGUUUCUGGCAACUCGCAACCCCAACCCUUCUAUUCCACCAGAUGCAGCUUCUAUUGUCAACAAGAUUAAUUUUACAACAACAAGGGAAGGUCUCAGGGGACAGCUGUUAGCUGUCACCCUGCAACAUGAAAAACCAGAGCUAGAAGAACGUAAGACAGCACUUCUACAACAGGAAGAGGAGAAAAAGAUUCAAUUAGCAAAGCUUGAAGAUUCUCUGCUGGAGACACUGGCCACUUCACAAGGAAAUAUAUUGGAAAACAAGGAGCUUAUAGAAUCACUCAAUCAGACCAAGGCCAGCAGUGCACUAAUCCAAGAAUCCCUCAAUGAGUCUUUCAGAUUACAGAUUUCUUUAGAUCAGGAGAGGGAUGCAUUCCUCCCACUUGCUGAGACCGCCAGCAAGAUGUUCUUUAUUAUUAGUGAUCUGUCCAAAAUUAAUAAUAUGUAUCGCUUCAGUCUUGCAGCCUUUCUUAGGCUCUUCCAGCGAUCAUUGCAGAACAGGAAGGAAUCUGAAAACACAGAUGCCCGAAUCACAACACUGAUAGCUAUACUGAAAACUUCGACGUAUGAAUACAUUUGCCGAUCACUGUUUAAGGCUGAUCAACUGAUGUUUGCUUUGCAUUUUGUCCGUGGAAUGCACCCACAUCUCUUCCAAGAAAAUGAAUGGGAUGCGUUUACUGGUUUGAUUGUCGGAGAUAUGGUUCGGAAAACGGAUAAUCAAAAAUCCAGACGUGAAUCAAUUCCAUCUUGGAUUGAUCAAGAGAGGGUGGCAGCAAUCACACUCUUAAAGACUACCUUCCCAUCUUUGUAUCAGACACUCUGUUUGGAAGAUAUAGACCUUUGGCUCAAUUUCUCUCAAAGUUCAACCUGUGAACAAGAUAUCCCAACAUCUAUUGCUCGAAGAAUCAGUCUUUUUCAACAGGUUCUGGUUGUUCAAGCAAUAAGACCAGACAGACUUCAAAGUGCCAUGGCUCUUUUUGCAUCCAAAGCCCUUGGAAUGAAGGAAUUAUCCCCACCUCUUUUAAAUCUGAAACGUCUUUUAAGUGAGACACUGGCAACCGAGCCUGUUCUCAUUAUUAUUUCACCUGGUGCUGACCCAUCCCAAGAACUUCAAGAGCUGGCCAGUGAAACGAUUGGCAGAGAAAACUUUCAUGAGGUGGCAAUGGGCCAGGGUCAAGCUGAUAUAGCCAUCCAAACACUAAAGGAAUGUGCACGCAAUGGAGAAUGGUUGUGUUUAAAGAACUUGCAUCUGGUUACAGUCUGGCUGCCAGUUUUAGAAAAGGAGCUGAACAGACUUGAACCUCAUACGAAUUUCCGUCUUUGGCUUACCGCUGAAAGCCAUCCAAAGUUUUCUCCAAUAUUACUGCAGUCUAGUCUGAAAAUAACAUAUGAGGCGCCACCAGGUUUGAAGAAGAAUUUAAUGAGGACAUAUGAGUCCUGGACAUCAGAGCAAAUCGCUAGGAAAGGUGUUAUAGAAAGAGCACAAUCCCUCUUCAGUUUGGCCUGGUUCCAUGCUGUUUGUCAGGAGAGGAGGAACUACAUUCCUCAAGGUUGGACCAAAUUUUAUGAAUUUUCCUUGUCGGAUCUCCGAGCUGGAUUUGAAAUAAUUGACAGACUUUUUGAAGAAACAAAGGAUGUUCAGUGGGAGUUUGUUCGUGGUCUGUUGAAAAAUGCCAUCUACGGUGGACGCAUCGAUAACGUAUUCGAUCUACGGGUUCUGAAUUCGUAUCUAGAGCAAUUUUUCAAUCCCAAAGCAAUUGUUGGGUCACAAUCCCGGAGCAAAAAUGUAGCAUCAUUUCCAUCAUCCAUCACUGUGCCUAAAUCCUGCAGCAUUAUGGAUUACCGUGCCAUUGUUACCCAUUUACCAGAAGAUGACAAGCCUGCAUAUUUUGGUCUACCCGCCAACAUAGAGCGGUCAUCGCAACGUAUUUUCAGUAACCAGGUCAUUUCCCAGCUGCGGAUUCUAAGCAGGUCAAUGACAGCAGGGUGUAAAUUUGACAGAGAAAUUUGGUCCAAUGAGUUGUCUCCCAUUCUCAACCUCUGGAAAAAACUUAACCAGGGCUCUCAGCUAAUUCACCAAAAGAUAUCUCCUCCAAAUGAGAAGCAGGGUUCUCCUAUCCAGUCAUUCAUAGCUUUGGAACAAUACAAUGCCAUACGGUUGGUGCAAAGUGUUCAUCAGUCUCUGGCAGCAAUGAGCAAAGUUAUAAGAGGAACAUCUUUAUUGACAUCCUCAGUGCAGAAGCUGGCAACUGCACUGAUGAAUCAAGAGUGUCCUUUGAGCUGGCAGAACAAGUGGGGAGGACCUGAAGACCCCAUGCAGUACCUCCGAGGAUUGGUAGCUCGUGCUCUUGCAAUACAGCAAUGGGUUGAAAAAGCUGAAAAUCAUUCAUUGCUGUCUGAUACCCUAGACCUAUCUGAACUGUUCCAUCCAGAUACUUUUCUGAAUGCUUUGCGUCAAGAAACUGCAAGGGUCAUCAGUUGCUCAAUAGACAGCUUGAAAUUUGUGGCAACGUGGAAGGGACAGACAUUGGAUGCAAAACUUCAAGUCAGGAUUGGUGGUCUGUAUCUAGAGGGAUGCAGCUUUGAUGGGAAUCGACUUUCAGAAAAUCAGCACGACUCUCCCAGUGUGUCAGCUGUUCCCCCUUGUUACAUGGCCUGGAUUGCUCAGGAUGCUAUUGGGCCAUAUUCUCCUGAAGAAUGCAUUUCCCUACCUGUCUAUGCCAGUGCUGAACGAGAUCAAGUAGUCAUAAAUGUAGAUGUUCCCUGUGGAGUCAGCCAGGAUCAAUGGAUUCAGUGUGGAGCAGCUUUAUUCUUGAAGAAUCCAUAGUUUUUGUGUUUUUUAAUGAAUUCUCAAAACAUGAAACUUCAAAUUCAAAAAAAAAGCAUAAGAUUUCUUUUUGAUAUGUUGAACAUCCUAUUGAUUCAGUUGUAAAAUUGAGGCAUUGUAGUAUAAAAUUCUCUAAAAUAAGUUAGUGUCUCUAUUUAACUAAAGUUACAUUAUUUUAAUUAGAAAUUAUCUGAAUCAGUUCAGUUCAUUCCAUUCAGUGAUUGUCAUUUGUUGGAAAGGAAAUGUUUUUGAAUGAGUUUCACCUUACAUAACCUCAGGAAUGUGCUUGUUUUGUGAUUUCCUACUUCAUGCCUUUACAGUCAAUGUGGAAAUUUAAUGUUACAUAGGUUGCGCUUGUUAGAAUGUAUUUUCAUGAACAUGACCAAAGGCAACUCUCCACUGUUUAAAUAUGCUAUUUAGUUAUCAGAUUAAAAU
This is a messenger RNA of Pristis pectinata (smalltooth sawfish), 13499 nucleotides long. It is a transcript of the gene dync2h1, whose product is annotated as cytoplasmic dynein 2 heavy chain 1. Gene Ontology annotation, molecular function: ATP binding; dynein light intermediate chain binding; minus-end-directed microtubule motor activity. Lineage: Eukaryota; Metazoa; Chordata; Chondrichthyes; Rhinopristiformes; Pristidae. Gene Ontology annotation, biological process: microtubule-based movement. Gene Ontology annotation, cellular component: dynein complex. The record is from RefSeq and is a predicted model, not a curated record. Bases 144 to 13064 code for a protein of 4306 amino acids. The transcript has 90 exons.